GGCUUUUAGUAUGGGAAGAUACUACCUUGUCCAACCUUCUGAGACUCCAGCUUCAGAAAAGUAGAAAAUGAAGUCCAAAGUGUAGUUGUCAAUGCUGUGCAAGAGUUGAGUACUGAACAAGAGAGAGAUGCACAUUUUUUUCUUCUGUUUUUUGCAGAAUAAUUUUGGCAGAAAUCUGCCAAACAUGGACAGCCGUUGAAUUUUUUUAUGAAGAGCAUCAGAGGAAAUAGAAUCCUUUAUUGAAGUCAGAUGAACAGCUGCUUGAAACUUCAGAUAACGAUCAAAAAGUAUCUUCACUGGCUCUGAAAACAUCAGAAGCUAGCUGCCUUGAAGAUGCAAACAAAUUUGAUGAGAUCAACAGAGACUUCAAAACUUUCUCUUUGUGAAAAAGCUUUGUCUGCAUAUGAAGAAACCAAGCACGUCUUUUCCUUGCUUCUAUUUUGUUUUUUCAGCAGACUUGCUAGACAUCCUUUCAAAAGGAACACAGCCAAAACAGGUAGAGUCUUGGUUGCAAUACCUUGAGGAAACUGCACACAAACUGGUGCGUCUCUGCAUCAUGGAGGCAAUACUGGCCUAUGAAGAGAAGCAGAGAGAACAGUAUGAUAGGCAGAAGCUAACUACUAAAGAAAUUCAUAGUUGUCAAUAUGUUGCUCAUAUGAAUCCAACUGCUGGCAGCUUUACUAUCAAACCUAGGCUCCAGGUAGGUCUUGCCAGUUUGUACAUCAAGACUGGUGCCAAGAACAUGCCAACAGUGUUUUUGCUGACAGAUGCCCAAGUUCCAGAUGAACGCUUUUUUGUGCUGAUUAAUGGCUUGUUGGCAUCAGGAGAGCUUCCAGAUCUGUUCGGUGAUGAAGGCUUGAAGGUCAUAGUUGCAGGAGUUAGAAAAAGUCUGAGCCCUGGGCCUGAUGGACACCAGAGAGCACUGCUGGAGCAUGGAGUAAGGAGAGACUGCCUGGUGAUAGGAUGCCAACAGAAAAUGCCACUUCUCUAAGAAACUGCGAGUGCUGACCUCUGAUGAUGGAUCCCCAGCAACAGGGAAUUAAAUGGAUAAAGAAUACAUGCGGAGCUGACCUUAAGUCAUACGUCUAGGACAGAAAGGAUAUAUCAAGAUUGAAGAGAAAAAAAUGUGAAUUCAACAAGAAUUUCCAUCUCAUCCUUCACACUAAGCUGGCUAACACUCAC
Pipra filicauda (Wire-tailed manakin) is the source of this 1182-nucleotide messenger RNA. RefSeq names its product dynein axonemal heavy chain 11 (gene DNAH11). NCBI's taxonomy places the organism in Eukaryota, Metazoa, Chordata, Aves, Passeriformes, Pipridae. Gene Ontology annotation, biological process: microtubule-based movement. Gene Ontology annotation, molecular function: dynein intermediate chain binding; dynein light intermediate chain binding; minus-end-directed microtubule motor activity. Gene Ontology annotation, cellular component: dynein complex. The transcript is spliced from 10 exons. The coding region runs from base 404 to 991 and encodes 195 amino acids. The record is from RefSeq and is a predicted model, not a curated record.